AUGGUACAAAAUGAAAAUAAAGAAUUUAUUAUACUUAUUUCAGUCAAAAUUAUUUCAAUAUUUUUGAUUUCUUUUCAUUUAAAAAUUGACAGUAUUGUGUCACCAAUAGUUACAAAGAUUUUAUCAAAUUUAAUUAUAUUUUUUUUAGGAAAAUUUCCAUUCUUUAAAGAAGAAAAUUGUAUUAAACAUAAAAAUCAUAUUUUUUAUGAUUUAUUAUUAACACUUUUCCAUGUAAUUUUGGAUAUAUUUUCUUUGGAGGUAAAAAAUUUUCUAAACAUAUUAACUAUUGGCUCACAACAUAUAUAUGCAAUUUUCGUUGAUUUUAAGAACCUUUAUAAUUACAAAAAAGAAAAAGAGUUUGACCUUUGUGAUUAUGAGAAUUUACAAAUAGAAAACCAAAAAUUAAGUAAAGAGAAUAUAAAAAAAGACAAAGAGAUUGAAGAAUUAAAUUUAUUUUUGAAAAGCUUAGUUCCUAAAGGAAUUUUAUAUGUUCCUUUAAAAAAGAAAAAAAUUAAAAAUGAAAUCUUUUUCGAAUAUUAA
This is a messenger RNA of Dictyostelium discoideum AX4, 540 nucleotides long. RefSeq lists its product as hypothetical. Bases 1 to 540 code for a protein of 179 amino acids. NCBI's taxonomy places the organism in Eukaryota, Evosea, Eumycetozoa, Dictyosteliales, Dictyosteliaceae. The transcript is spliced from 2 exons. The record is from RefSeq and is a predicted model, not a curated record.